AUGGACUUGCCGCAUGUGUUCACUGAACGGUUAUUGCUCCCCUUCCUAUGGCAGUGGCUGUGCUAUGCCAGCUUUGCUGUGUCCCUGUCGCUGUCACUGUACUGCAUAACCCAGCAGUUCCUGAACUAUAGGAAACCGAACGAACAAAGACUCGUCAUUCGGAUCCAGUUGCUGGUCCCCAUCUUCAGUGUUACAUGUGUCAUAGCGACGAUACACCCGGUUUGGUGUCAGCUAUACCUAGAUUCCUUUAGGGAGUUCUACGAGGCAUUCGUCAUAUACACCUUCUUCUCGCUGCUGACGCUGAUACUGGGCGGGGAGCGGAGGAUCAUCACAGAGUUGGCCCUUGGCAGGAAACCUGUCCCAUACGUGGUCCCCUGGCACGGACCGAUAGAUCUCUCUGAUCCGUCGGACUUUUUAACCGUGAAGAGAGGCAUCCUGCAGUAUGUCUGGUUCAAACCUUUUUACUGCCUGGGUCUCCUCAUCUGCCAAGUCUGGCGGUUUGAGAACUUACAGUUCUGGCUUGUCAUACUGUACAACAUGUCAGUGACCUGGUCCCUGUACAACCUGGCGUUGUUUUGGACUUGUCUAUAUGACGUGUUAAAGAAGUAUAAUCCAUGGAGUAAGUUCCUGUGCGUGAAGCUUAUCAUCUUUGCAUCGUACUGGCAGGGCAUUAUACUACAGAUACUGAACUACGCGGGGGUUCUGGACAAGUACAGUGACGGAACGCCGGGGGAACUCACCGGCUAUGUGUUCCAAAACGGUCUUCUCAGCGUCGAGAUGGUCGGGUUUGCGAUUUUUCACGCUGUGGCGUUCCCCUGGUCGCCGUACUCCAUCCAGAGCCUACCGAAUGGUGCUAGGAUGAAUCUUUACUACGCACUGAGAGAUUGCUUUGGUGGAGCGGACCUACUGUGGGACUUUAAGCAGACAUUGCUCGUCGGGGACGAAUACUACAACUUCAAGAACUUUGACCCUAACGAGCCGCAGUCGCUAACUCACAGCAACAACUCCAAGACCACACUCAACAGAAUAAACCAGGGAUUCCGGUUCUCCCAUGGCGGGAGGGAGAGUUACUGGAUGAAUUACGGGAGCAUUGACGCGGAGGCAAAUACGUCCUUGACCCCCGCUGCUGCUCGAAUCGAGGCGGAACCUUGUGAAAUCAUUAGUUCUGGGGACGGUUACAUCCCAGAGGAUAAGCGAUACCCAGUCAGUUGGGACACAAUGGGCCACCGGUUUUCGCGGAACAUGAACGGUAUAAGAAGGGACAUUGAAAGCAGGCUUUCAACGUAA
Messenger RNA from Huiozyma naganishii CBS 8797, 1287 nucleotides. It is a transcript of the gene HFL1, whose product is annotated as Hfl1p. Gene Ontology annotation, biological process: transport. The record is from RefSeq and is a predicted model, not a curated record. NCBI's taxonomy places the organism in Eukaryota, Fungi, Ascomycota, Saccharomycetes, Saccharomycetales, Saccharomycetaceae. The transcript has a single exon. Gene Ontology annotation, molecular function: transporter activity. The coding region runs from base 1 to 1287 and encodes 428 amino acids.